Molecule: messenger RNA, 1791 nt
Organism: Trifolium pratense (red clover)
Lineage: Eukaryota; Viridiplantae; Streptophyta; Magnoliopsida; Fabales; Fabaceae
Product: putative pectinesterase/pectinesterase inhibitor 28
Exons: 2
Coding region: 1-1791 (596 amino acids)
Biological process (GO): cell wall modification
Molecular function (GO): pectinesterase inhibitor activity; pectinesterase activity
Source: RefSeq, a predicted model, not a curated record
AUGGUUGACGAAGAUACACAAGGAAAGAGGAGAAUCAUCAUAAUCGGCGUAUCAACAUUUUUACUAGUGGCUAUGGUGGUUGCAGUUACCGUUGGCGUAAAUUUUAAAUCUAUCAAUGGUUCUGAUUCUGAAAAUAGCACCGACGAUAAGCCUCGCGUGGCUACAACUGUAAAAGCAGUGAAAGCCUUUUGCAGACCAACCGAUUAUAAAAAAGAAUGCGAGGAGAGUCUAUUAGCAAAUGUCGGUAACACAACAGAUUCAAGAGAACUCAUUAAAUUUGCUUUCAAUAUUACCAUUGGAAAAAUCGGGGAAGGAAUCAAGAAAACCAAUGUAUUGCAAGAGGUUGAGAAGGAACCUAGGGCGAAAAUGGCGCUUGACACAUGCAAGAAAUUAAUGGAUCUAUCAAUUGGCGAAUUCGAUAGGUCUCUUGAGAGAAUAAAAAAAUUUGACCUCGACAAUCUUGAAAGUUUUCUAAUGAGUUUGAAAGUUUGGCUAAGUGGUGCAAUUACAUAUCAAGAAACUUGUUUAGAUGCUUUUGAGAAUACUACUAGCGAUGCUAGCGGGAAAAUGAAGACGAUCUUAACGUCUUCAAUGCACAUGAGUAGCAAUGCACUUGCAAUUAUUUCCGAUUUGUCGGAUAAUCUUUUGAAUUUCAAUUCAAAUUCGAAUUCGACAGGAGACGGACGUCAACUUAUCGAAAAUAAUAAGAGUAAAUAUGUCAGUGAACAAAUUGUUUCACAUGAUGAUGUUAAUGAGGUUCCUUCUUGGGUUGGUGAUGAUUCAAGUGUUGGUGUUCGUAGACUUCUUAAUGUACCUCAAAAUAAACUAAACCCUAGUGCGGUUGUGGCUAAAGAUGGUAGUGGGAAGUUUAAGAGUAUUAAUGAUGCUUUGAAGCAAGUUCCAGAAAAGAACCAAAAACCAUUUGUUAUUUAUAUCAAGGAAGGUGUUUAUCAGGAGUAUGUUCAAAUUACCAAAAAAAUGACUCAUGUUGUGUUUUUUGGUGAAGGUCCCAACAAGACACGAAUUGUUGGAAACAAAAAUUUCAUAGAUGGGAUUAACACUUACAAUACCGCCACUGUUGCUGUCCAAGGAGAUUAUUUUGUGGCCAUCAAUAUGGGAUUUGAGAAUUCAGCAGGACCUCACAAACAUCAAGCAGUAGCCAUAAGGGUUCAAGCGGACAAAACAAUCUUUUACAGAUGUUCCAUGGAUGGAUAUCAAGACACGUUAUAUACUCACGCAUUGCGUCAGUAUUAUCGCGAAUGUACAAUUUCAGGCACCAUUGAUUUUGUCUUUGGUGAUGCAAUAGCUGUUUUCCAAAACUGCACUUUCAUUGUAAGAAAACCAUUACAAAACCAACAAUGCAUUGUAACUGCACAAGGUAGGAAAGAGAUCCAUCAACCAUCUGGAAUAGUUAUUCAAGAUUGCUACAUUCUGCCUGAAAGUCAAAAUGUAACACUCGAACACAAAACAUAUCUCGCGCGUCCAUGGAAGAAUUUCUCAAGGACUGUCUUCAUGAAAACUUACAUUGGUGAUUUGAUUCAACCUGAUGGAUAUAUGCCAUGGCAAGGACCAAAUGGCACUCUAACUGGAAUGAAUACUUGCUUUUAUGCUGAGUAUGAUAAUAUUGGCCCCGGUUCAGAUAAAUCAAAACGCGUAAAAUGGCCCGGAGUUAAGGUUCUUAAUUCAAAAGCUGCAAGUAAUUUUUUACCAUCUAUGUUCUUUCAUGGAGAUGAUUGGAUUAAGGCUACUAGAAUUCCUUACUCUUCUGGUGAGAAACCCCCUAAGCAGUAA